Molecule: messenger RNA, 926 nt
Organism: Pygoscelis adeliae (Adelie penguin)
Lineage: Eukaryota; Metazoa; Chordata; Aves; Sphenisciformes; Spheniscidae
Gene: TESC
Product: tescalcin
Exons: 10
Coding region: 1-798 (265 amino acids)
Molecular function (GO): calcium ion binding
Source: RefSeq, a predicted model, not a curated record
AUGGCGUUCUGGAGGGUGAAGGAAAAAACUACGGAGCUGGGGAAAGAGAAGGCUGGGAGGGGGCAGGAAGCAAGACGAUGUCUUGAUGUGCUGCUGCUUGCGAGAGAGGCUGAAGAGCUGCUCGUGGCCCUCCACCAGCAAGGACGAUGUCUUGAUGUGCUGCUGCUUGCGAGAGAGGCUGAAGAGCUGCUCGUGGCCCUCCACCAGCAAGUCACCUCUGAACAGAUCGAGCACCUGCACCGGCGAUUCAAGCAGCUGAGCCGGGACCAGCUGACAAUCCGCAAGGAGAAUUUUGACAGCAUCCCCGAUCUGGAAUUCAACCCAAUUAGGGGGAAAAUCGUCCAUGCCUUUUUCGACAAGCGGAACCUGCGGCAGGAGCCAGAUGGGCUGGCGGAUGAGAUAAACUUUGAAGACUUCCUGACCAUCAUGUCCUACUUCAGACCCAUCGAGAUGAACAUGGACGAGGAGCAGCUCGAUCGCUUCCGGAAAGAGAAACUCAAAUUCCUCUUCCACAUGUACGACUCGGACCACGACGGGAAGAUCACGCUGCAGGAGUACAGAAAUGUGGUGGAGGAGCUGCUGUCGGGGAACCCCCACCUGGAGAAGGAGUCGGCGCGGUCCAUCGCCGACGGGGCCAUGAUGGAGGCAGCCAGCAUCUGUGUGGGACAAAUGGGGCCGGACCAGGUGUAUGAGGGCAUCACCUUCGAAGACUUCCUUAAGAUGUGGCAGGGGAUCGACAUUGAAACCAAGAUGCAUGUCCGCUUCCUCAACAUGGAGACCAUCGCACACUGCUACUGACCGCCGGCUCCCUCCUGGGAGCCAGAGGAGGAGGAAGAGGAGGAGGAAGAGGACUCUGCAGCAGCUCCAUGUUCCUGGCACCAAGCGCUUUGUACCCACCCGCGUGCCUGUCCCGUAAUGGGGCUGCC